Messenger RNA from Dufourea novaeangliae, 2911 nucleotides. It is a transcript of the gene WDY, whose product is annotated as WD repeat-containing protein on Y chromosome. Bases 1 to 2895 code for a protein of 964 amino acids. The transcript has 16 exons. The record is from RefSeq and is a predicted model, not a curated record. NCBI's taxonomy places the organism in Eukaryota, Metazoa, Arthropoda, Insecta, Hymenoptera, Halictidae. Gene Ontology annotation, molecular function: calcium ion binding; protein binding.
AUGGAAGGUCUUGAUAAAAAUGACAAUAGCAUUACACAAGUUUUUAGCGACUUCUUCAAGAGGAAAAGUAUAGAAGAACAAUGCACAGAAGAAUCUUUAAUGCGUUUACAUGAAGCUUUUUUGGCAUCAGAAAAUGAAGAAAUGAACAUUUUUCAAUUACACAAUGCUUUUGAAUAUAUACUACACAUUACAAUACCCGAUAAAGAAUUUGAAGUACUAUUUAAGAAGAUGAAUAGAAAAAGAGAUGGAAACAUCACAUGGAACGAAUUUAUUUCAUAUUUGUUAGUAGAAUUUCAAAAGAAAGAUACUGCUUUACAAUGGCAAAUAUUGAAGCUUCCAAUAACAGGCGCUCCUGAACUUAUAAAAUCACAUCAUCGUACACCUAUACAUAAAAUUGUAUUCUGUCCUGAAGUUUCCCCUGAUAGAACUACAAGUUUUCAGAAAGGAUGUUACUUAACAAUCACCAAAGAAGGAAUUAUAAAUUAUUGGUCAUUGGAUUUAGAAUAUGAACGUAGUGUACAAUCCACAAGUUCCUGUUUGAAAGUACAACAAACUUUGAUAACUGACAUGAUAGUAAUGCCUGAUGUGCAGAUAGUAUGCACAAGUUCCACUGAAUGUGAUUUAAGAUUUUACGACACUGUGGCUAAAAAAUUUGAUUUACGAGUGGUGAUAUCGAGCUUAGAAAAAGCAGUUACUUGCAUGAGUUAUAGCUUCAGUAAAAGUAUCAAGGAUGACUCGCACAUCGUACUUGGUGAUAUGAGUGGAUCUAUUAAACUUAUUUCUUUUAGCCCUGUGGAUAGAGGACCAUUUAAACAAGAACCCCAACGAGAUACAUUGUUCGUUCGUUACGAAUCUGUUCUAAAAGGUGAAAUAAAAGGACUAAAAGUCACAGAUUUUAAAACUGAGCAUACAGAUUGGGUAAAGCAAGUAGCUUACUAUGGAAGUGUUAAAGCUUUCAUGUCUUGCAGUAGAUGUUCCAUUUGUUCUCUGCUAUUUAGCGAUUUCACUGGGGCAAGAGUACAGUACAAAUUCAAAGUUAGCAUGGGAAUUACUUGUUUUACUUUUUGUGAAGAAAGUCAAACAUUAGUAACCGGUGGACCCGAUUGCAUAGUUAGGGUUUGGAACCCCUUUGUGACGAAACGUCCGAAUUGUACUUUUCAAGGACAUCAUGCAACUAUCUGUGGUUUAGUGAUUCAAAACAAUGGUAAACGUGUGUAUUCUCUCUCGAAUAGCAAAUGCAUCAAAGUUUGGGACGUAUUAUCUCAGUCUUGCAUUCAGACAUACAAUGGUCUUACAAACGAAUUAGGUGAACAUACAUUGAUGACCAUAGUCUAUAAUUCACUGAAUCAUAAGAUGAUCAUUGCUAGCGCAAUGAUCGCAGUGGUUGUUUGUGAUCCUGUUAUCAAUGAGGAAUUAUCCGAUGGUUACACUCAUACAAAACCAGUUAGCUGUGUCCUAUAUAAUCAUCUUUACAAAGUGGUUGUUUCCACCGGAUUAGAUUCCUGUAUAAUUGUUUGGGACCCAUGGCUUGGAAACCGUUUGUACUUAGUUACACACGCACACAGUCAAUUUUUGUAUGGUCAGCACAAUGAUGUUGAGAUCACAGCUGCUUGUUUCGAUGAGUCUGAACAAUUACUAGUAACUGGUGCUAGUGAUGGAACACUGAAAAUAUGGAAUUUCAACACGGGCACUUGUCUGAGAAACAUGGCAGUUGAGAAAAACUGCGAAAUAACAAGCCUAGCUUGGGUGGAAAAUCGAGUUUUAUCUAGUGGUUGGAAUCGUCAAGUUAUCGAAUUUGCAAUUUCUGAUACGAAUAUAUAUAAAAAAAGUUGGGGGGUAAGUCACACUGAUGACAUUCUUUGCUCAACUGUAUGGUAUCCUCAAGUCCUCGCAACAGCAACUUACAAUGGAGAAAUAAUACUCUGGAGGCUGGAAACAGGCCAACCAUACCGAAAGUAUAAAGUACAGGACCCAAUGUCGAGGUUCAAUGUAAAGCACGAGAAACAUGAAAGCAACGUUAAAUCGUAUACUUAUAACGAAGUUACAAGAGGACAAAAUGUUAGGAACAUAAAGCAACAGAUAGCUUGUAAACACCAGGAAUCAGUGUUAAAUAUUAUGCGAACCGUUGCCGUUCGAGCCAUGAUAUUUUUAAGCGCACGACCAACUAAGCCCAAUGUUGGGACAUUAUUAGUGUCUCUUGAUUCUGGUUUGAUACAAGUCUGGAGUCACCACCCAGGUGGUGGAUUUCUAGAAGCUUUUUCAGUUAUUCAUAGUGUGGGUGACUGUGCACUAUCAUUAGCAACUGAUCCUAAGAAUCAUUUCCUUGUAACAGUUUCGAAUGGUUUAGGGCAUAACAAAGGAUACAUCAAGGUUUGGCAUAUCGUCAACUACUUGAUACCAAAUUCUCAUAAGGUGUGCAUGCCUCUCCUACGAUUAGAGUUUCCAUUCCUAUGGAAAGACAGAAUCGAUGGCAGAGCAAAAAGAGCAGUCAGGGAUCAGCCUCAACCACUUUUGCUCACCUCUGUACAUGGCCACUUAAAACCUGUUAAAUCUGUGCAAAUAAUUCCUAAUGCACGUAUUAUUGUUAGUGGCAGCACAGAUUGCACGGUACGCAUAUGGACACUGGGGGGACGUUACAUAUCAACCUUGGGAACCUUCAAACCAUGGUCAGCAAUUUUACCCACGAUUCCGGCAUACCAGUAUUUCAGUGACUACAGAUUUCCACCGGAUAUUACAAGAUUUGCAAGUUUUACUACCUUGAAAGUAAUUACAUAUCUUAAAACUCUGCGUCGUAAAACAUUGUGUGGCCAUACUGAACAAGUGGAUUACAUACCAACCGAAAACUUUAAUGUGAAUCUUAAAUAUUACCUUGUACUAAUAAGCAAACACGAAUAGCUUCUAGAAGGAGGUG